CUCAUCACAUGUUUCUCCCUUACAUGAUGAUGCACACCACAUGCGCGUUAUGUAUAGCUCAUAAUCUUUGCCACUGUAGCACUUUACUACACAAAUUCCUCCAGGUAUAUCUUACCCAUAGCUAUUCCACGCACACCUGAAGCAGUAACAACUAAUACGGUAACAGAGAGAAGAAGAAUAAGGAGGGGGGAGAUCUCAAGUUUUUCCUCCAGCAGAAGAAAAUCCAUGGAGCUGUUCUCCGCACAACCAGAGUUAUCACUUCAGAUAAGCCCACCAAGCGGCUCUCCGUCAUCAACUUGGAGGCCGAAACCAGCAGACGAGAGCAUUGAGGUAGGAUUGUGGACAAAGCCAUCCCUCGACAGAAACAUCAACAACUCCUGCACCAGCAGCAUCCCCUUCGCCGCAGGGGUGAAGAACGUCGGCGAGCCAUCUGCUUGUGAUCUCUCCCUGGGAGACCCGACAUGCUCCUCGAGACACAGUAGCACCCAGCAUCAGUUCCUCCAACACCCUCACCUCCCUGUCCCAUCACUGAUAGGAGGACUCCACCAGAGUCACCCCCACCACCUCUGCUUGCUGAAGCCCAUAAACGGAAUACCGGUCUACAAUCGCCCACUACUGCAUAACUUGUGUGACUCCUCGUUCGCCUCCAGCGCUUCUCUCUUCGUUCGCACCCAGUUAGGGCUGCCGAGGGCAUCGUUGUCGAGGUGCUACUUGCCGUCGAGGUUGUUACUCGGAAAGCGGGGGGUGAGAGCGCCUAGAAUGCGCUGGACCCCCACUCUCCACACCCGCUUUGUCCAUGCUGUGGAGCUCCUGGGAGGCCAUGAAAGAGCCACGCCCAAGUCGGUUCUUGAGCUCAUGGAUGUCAAAGAUCUCACCUUGGCCCAUGUCAAAUCUCACUUGCAGAUGCAUCGAACUGUGAAAAAUACCGAUCACAGGACACCACUUUCUUCAGGCCAACUCGAUGGAUUUGAGAACGGGUUAUCCAGGGAGGUGUUCGAUGUUAACUCCCCGGAGAGACCAAACCUGCGUACGGUUGGAUCAUUCCAUGGAAGGGAAAGUUGUUUCCCUGAUGAACCCACCGCAAAUAAUGCUGAAACUUUUGUUGAGGACAUGCAAGCGAAAAGCAAGCUCGAAGUGUUUUCAGAUUUGAGUCCAAGCAAAGUCAAUCUUGAGUUCACAUUGGGAAGGCCACGAUGACUUAGAUUACUCAAGACGGAUCCACUCGCAACUAAAUGACUCAAAAGAAAGUUCAAACAAUUAAAGAGACAAGAAGACAAUUGAUGCAAAACAAGAAAAGAAAAGAAAAGGUAGAGCAAGGGAGAUCAUCUUGAAGGACACAGGUGCCUGUGUCUUUGGAAAAGUUAUUAAUUAACCAACAGAUAUGUUCUACCUAAUUAGUGUAAAGAUUUAUCGGCACAGACUUUGUGUUUAAUUUUCUUUCAUUAAAGUGAUUACAACAUUUGAUGGAUGAGCUUGAUGAUGUGUAUUUCAUUGUAUUCUCCCAAUAAAGUCAAAAGACAGUCAUUAGUGUAA
Molecule: messenger RNA, 1533 nt
Organism: Zingiber officinale
Lineage: Eukaryota; Viridiplantae; Streptophyta; Magnoliopsida; Zingiberales; Zingiberaceae
Product: probable transcription factor KAN2
Exons: 6
Coding region: 226-1197 (323 amino acids)
Biological process (GO): regulation of DNA-templated transcription; abaxial cell fate specification
Cellular component (GO): nucleus
Molecular function (GO): transcription cis-regulatory region binding
Source: RefSeq, a predicted model, not a curated record